CGGGCCCGCGCUCGCCGAGGUAGAGGGUCUGGGGAGCGUGGCCCCAGGGGCGGGCGGCCGGGUGCGGUGAGGAAGCAAGGGUGAGCGAGGAAAACACAAGGAAGGAGGGGAAGUGCGGACGGCUGUGAGGUGCCAUCAGCUGCAGGUUUAGGCGCCGCGCGGGUCUGGUCCGGAGAUCAAGCCCGGCCGAUCCUUCUCGGAAGGAAGAAAAUAUUCCUUGGAGUGUGGGAGGCGCGUGUGCUUGGGGUCCGAAAUUGAGGUGCGUGGGAGUAUAUAGAAUUUAAGCAUUCUCUCAGAAGUGUCUGGUAGAGCUAAAGAAGACAACCAACCAAGGGUCAUCUGAAAUUGUGAUUGGCCAAUAAUCCCAGGACAAAGUUAGAGAUCACUACUCAAGCAUAAGGCCUCUACAAAGAUGUUUGAUAUAAAGGCUUGGGCUGAGUAUGUUGUGGAAUGGGCUGCAAAGGACCCAUAUGGCUUCCUUACAACAGUUAUUCUGGCCCUAACUCCAUUGUUUCUAGCAAGUGCUGUACUGUCUUGGAAAUUGGCCAAGAUGAUUGAGGCCAGGGAAAAGGAGCAAAAGAAGAAACAAAAACGUCAAGAAAAUAUUGCAAAAGCUAAACGACUAAAAAAGGAUUGAAGGAAUGAACAGGCUCUGCAACCAGAGGAAAAUCAUCUGGAAAAUUAUGCAGCUUUGGAAGGACCCAUUAAGGUUUCUUUUCAGAUCUUAUGACAGUAUUAUUUAGUAAACGAAGUCUGAGCAUGUGGAAGAAUCAUGUUAGUUCUCACCUGUAUUAUAGCAACUUUUAGGCUUCGGUGUAGAAGUCUGUUGACAGUUACUGUAAAUUGGCAUUUAUUGUGCUACAGAUUCUUUAUAACUGACUUAGUCAUUUGCCUUUUUGCAGCAUAUGUACUAAAGUGAAAACAUCCUGUGGAGAAAAAUUGCUUUAGAUUAUGGACUCUAUUCAAAUAAUGGCUUAAAAUGGGGUCCUGUUCUGGACAAAGGAGAUUAAGAAUGUAAAAAUCAGAAUUGUCCUGAGGUGGAAAGCAUGCUUUGGCUUAAAAGAGAUACAGUGUAUUAAUCACAUCUUUUAUCAUUAUUACUUAUUUCUUGAAAUAGAAUCAUUUCUGGCUUCUUCAAAGCAAAG
Molecule: messenger RNA, 1145 nt
Organism: Kogia breviceps (pygmy sperm whale)
Lineage: Eukaryota; Metazoa; Chordata; Mammalia; Artiodactyla; Physeteridae
Gene: SMIM15
Product: small integral membrane protein 15
Source: RefSeq, a predicted model, not a curated record